AUGGACCCUGUGGGGGCAGCAGCUCCGAGGCGCGGCCGCAGAGCGGGGCCGACGGGCGGAGCCUCCCGGGCACUUGGACCAGGUAACGGCGCGGGCGGCGGACCCGGGGUGGAGACUGCCAGGCAGCUGGAGCGGGCGGAGGCAGCGGCCGCAUUUAACCCAGGCUGGCGGAUGAGGAGGGGGAGCGCGGGACUGCGACCCCUCCCACUGCAGGGAGCGACCCCCGCCCUUCCUCGGAGGCCCGGGGCGGAGCGAGCACCGUGGCCCUGGCUCGCCACCCUCCGGGCAGCAGACACGCGUCGCGCGGCCGGAAUCCAGCUGCAGCGCGAGGCUGGGGCGGCGACACUUUCUGCAGCCGGAAUGCGCUGGAAGCCUCGGAGGCGCUUCCCUGAGGAGAGCCCCAAGGGGCGGAGCAGGGUCUGGCUCCGGCGCCCGCCGCCUGGCCCCGACUCCCAGGGAGCGCGCAGCUCUGGCUGCAGCUGCCCCCUCCAGGAGUCAUCCCCAGAGCAUGCCACUGUCCUGCGGGAAGGCGUGCGUCGAUGCCUGCAACAACAGUGUGAGCAGACAGUGCGGAUCCUGCACGCCAAGGUAGCCCAGAAAUCGUACGGAAACGAGAAGCGGUCCCGGCUGGAGGGUGAAGCCAGGGCAAGGCCAAGCUGGUGUCCCUUUCCAGCCCAGCAGGCAGGGGAAACCGGGCCCACGGUCUGCGGCUACAUGGGGCUGGAUGGUGCGUCAGGCAGCGCCGCCGAGACCCAGAAGUUGAAUUUCGAGGAGCAGCCGGACUCCAGGGAAUUCGGCUGCGCCAAGACCCUGUUCAUCUCGGACGCCGACAAGAGGAAGCACUUCCGGCUGGUGUUGCGGCUGGUGCUCCGAGGGGGCCGGGAGCUGGGCACUUUCCACAGCCGCCUCAUCAAGGUCAUCUCCAAGCCCUCGCAGAAGAAACAGUCGCUGAAGAACACGGACCUGUGCAUCUCCUCGGGCUCUAAGGUCUCCCUCUUCAACCGCCUGCGUUCCCAGACGGUCUCCACACGCUACCUCUCGGUAGAGGAUGGGGCCUUUGUGGCCAGUGCACGCCAGUGGGCUGCCUUCACACUGCACCUGGCUGAUGAGAACUAUCCCCAAGGGGACUUCCCGCCUCGAGAGGGCUACGUCCGCUAUGGCUCCCUGGUGCAGCUCGUCUGCACUGUCACUGGCGUCACACUACCUCCUAUGAUCGUCCGCAAAGUAGCCAAACAGUGUGCGCUCCUCGAUGUGGACGAGCCCAUCUCCCAACUGCAUAAGUGUGCAUUCCAGUUCCCAGGGGGUCCUUCAGGAGGGGCGGGCACCUACCUAUGCCUCGCCACAGAGAAGGUGGUGCAAUUCCAGGCCUCCCCCUGCCCCAAGGAGGCAAACCGAGAGCUGCUCAAUGACAGCUCCUGCUGGACCAUCAUCGGUACCGAAUCGGUAGAAUUCUCCUUCAGCACCAGCCUGGCCUGCACGCGGGAGCCUGUCACUCCGGUGCCCCUCAUCAGCACCCUCGAGCUGAGCGGCGGGGGCGAUGUGGCCACGCUGGAGCUCCAGGGUGAGAACUUCCACGCGGGGCUGAAGGUGUGGUUCGGGGAUGUGGAGGCUGAAACUAUGUACAGGUAUAGGGGUGGCCCAAGGUCCCUGGUGUGCGUGGUGCCCGACGUGGCCGCCUUCGGAAGUGACUGGCGCUGGCUGCGCACGCCCAUCACAGUGCCGGUGAGCCUGGUGCGCGCAGACAGGCUCUUCUAUGGCAGCGCCUUCUCCUUCACCUACACCCCCGAGUACAGCGCGGGGCCCCCGGGCGCCCCCGAGCCGGACGCUGACGCAGAUGCGCUCCUGGAGAGCAUCCACCACGAGUUCACGCGCACCAACUUCCACCUCUUCAUCCAGACCUAGGCGUCCUGGACGCCCCACUGCCCGCCCCGCUGAAGCCUGUGCCCAGGCCUGUGUAGGGUGGCGUUUCUGGGUCUUAGGCUUAGUGCACUGCCCCUUUGUUGUCCAGGUGAAGCCAGAAGCCUGGGCAGAAGAAGACUCCCCCCAUAGAAAGCAGGCCCUGCUGGUCCUACACAGUCACUCUCUCUUCCCCUUAUACAGAGGCCAAGACACAGGCUCAAGAUGCUCUUUGUGUCCAGUGUGGUGGCGCUCCCAUUUUGACUCUGUCUCACUUUCUCUCUCUCACCUCUCUUUCUGCCUCAGUAACUUUGUAACUCUCUUUCUGUUUCUGUGUCUGUCACUGCUCCUCCAUCUUUGUCUAUCUCUGUCUCUCCCUGUGUCUUACACACUAUUUCACACACAUUGAGGAGCCAUGCCUGGGACAUUGACUCUGAGGCAUGUGUUGGUUCCCACAUGCCAUCAUGAAGCACAGGCUGGGACACAUGGCUGGCAUGGCCUGGAGUGCCAGGUCCUACCUAGACACUGGGUCCCACCUGGAGCACUGGGUCCUGCUGGGAGCACUAGGUCUUGCCUGGAGCAUUGGUUCUCCCCUAGAGUAGCAGGUGCC
Loxodonta africana (African savanna elephant) is the source of this 2506-nucleotide messenger RNA. RefSeq names its product recombination signal binding protein for immunoglobulin kappa J region like (gene RBPJL). The transcript has 12 exons. NCBI's taxonomy places the organism in Eukaryota, Metazoa, Chordata, Mammalia, Proboscidea, Elephantidae. Gene Ontology annotation, molecular function: RNA polymerase II cis-regulatory region sequence-specific DNA binding; DNA-binding transcription activator activity, RNA polymerase II-specific. The coding region runs from base 1 to 1902 and encodes 633 amino acids. The record is from RefSeq and is a predicted model, not a curated record. Gene Ontology annotation, cellular component: nucleus. Gene Ontology annotation, biological process: regulation of transcription by RNA polymerase II.